Papilio machaon (common yellow swallowtail) is the source of this 1350-nucleotide messenger RNA. Its product is annotated as jerky protein homolog-like. The transcript has 2 exons. The record is from RefSeq and is a predicted model, not a curated record. Lineage: Eukaryota; Metazoa; Arthropoda; Insecta; Lepidoptera; Papilionidae. Gene Ontology annotation, cellular component: nucleus. The coding region runs from base 1 to 1350 and encodes 449 amino acids. Gene Ontology annotation, molecular function: DNA binding.
AUGCACACGGUACGGCAACCGGCGCGCGACUUGAAGACCAAACCUAACUACGACAAGUGUCCCGUUUCAUACGUCAAGCGGCAACUCCGAUUGGAAUCGCUUGAGGUAUGGAACGGGCGCUACAUGGACGUGGAAACUGCCUUGACAACCAAGAUCGUCUUCCCGGACGUCGUGCCCGCGUUCCCUGUGCUCAGAAAAAUAGACCCGGAUCACGUACUUACCCAAGUUUAUAAGGAAAUAACAAAAAAAGAUGAUUUUGUGGCCAGCAAAGGAUGGCUAGAACGUUUUAAAAGUCGUCAUGGCAUACGUUUAAUGACUAUUACAGGAGAUAAACUUUCUAACGAUGCCACCUGCAUAGAGCCCUUUAAAUUAAGAUUUUUGCAAAAGGUGAACGAUUUAAAUCUUGACCCGUCACAGGUGUACAAUGCAGACGAAUCAGGGCUUUUUUGGCGUGUGAUGCCUAACAAAACUUUCGUUUCUUGUAACGAAAAAGACGUACCUGGACGAAAAGUGAGUAAAGAGCGUGUAACCAUACUACCAUGUGCUAAUGCUGCAGGUACACACGCGCUUAAGAUGGUGGUCAUUGGGAAAUCUAAUAAACCAAGGGCAUUCAAAAACAUUGAUUUACCUGUACACUAUUACGGACAAAAAAGUGCAUGGAUGACAAAAGACCUUUUCAAAAAGUGGUUUGAUGAAUGCUUCGUACCUGAAGUUAGAAAAUGGUUAAAAGAUCAUAAUUUUCCUCAAAAAGCGUUGUUGCUUCUUGAUAACGCUCCCGGUCAUCCGUCUGAAGAAGAACUGACAACUGAGAAUAAAUGCAUCACUGCGAUGUUUCUUCCGCCAAAUUGCACUGCACUGAUUCAACCAAUGGACAUCAUCAUUCAGUUUGUUAAGCAAGACUAUAAAAAGAACCUACUUUUGAGAGCCGUAUCAAAAGACCAACCAAUAGAAAAAACUUUAAAAGAAUUUAAUAUGAAAGACUUGGUUUUUGCUCUUAAACAAGUCGCUACUGAAACACAGAUAAGUCCGGAAGAUUUGGAAGUCUGGUGCCGUGGAAUGGAUAAAGAAGAAAAUAUUUGUCUUGAAAUGUCUGACGAAGAUAUUACAAAAGAGGUUUCUAAUAAUACAACAAACGAUCAGGAAGAUAACGACGACGUGAUUGCAACUGCUCCACAAGUCACAGAUCAAGACGCAGUUAACGCUUUUGAGCUAGGUUUACAAUGGGCUGAAGAGAAUGGUACAUCCUACAACGAGCUUUUACUUUUGAGAAGACUGAGGGACAAAGCUCUGAUCACGCGUUAUAACAACCUUAAACAAAAAAAAAUUGAUGAAUAUUUCAAAGCUUCAUAA